Mya arenaria is the source of this 5554-nucleotide messenger RNA. RefSeq names its product proto-oncogene tyrosine-protein kinase receptor Ret-like. The record is from RefSeq and is a predicted model, not a curated record. The transcript is spliced from 24 exons. Gene Ontology annotation, cellular component: axon; plasma membrane; signaling receptor complex. Gene Ontology annotation, molecular function: transmembrane receptor protein tyrosine kinase activity; ATP binding; calcium ion binding. Lineage: Eukaryota; Metazoa; Mollusca; Bivalvia; Myida; Myidae. Gene Ontology annotation, biological process: protein phosphorylation; homophilic cell-cell adhesion; multicellular organism development. Bases 278 to 3862 code for a protein of 1194 amino acids.
UGGACUUUCUAAGUUAAUUGUUUCCAAUGUCAUUCCAUAUUCCAUACACCGUGGUCAGUUAAGACAAUUAUUGCUUUAAUAUUCUACUGGAAGAGCAACAUUUGUUUUGUGCGAUUCGGACACAUAUUUAAAUACUAAAGUGGAUGAGGAUUUUUUUCUAACGGAUUAAUUCGUAUAUGCUAUCAUUCUUUAAUAAACAUACAAUAUAGUGGAUGAGCGAUGUAUUCAACCGUGUCAUAACUAGACCCAUUAUGCUGCUGCUGCUCCGAGUGUCAAAAUGAGUUCUCCACCACUGAUCUUCUGUUGUCUACUGCUAGCUGCGGGCGCAGGGAGCGUUUACGUGGCGCAGCACGGGGGCGAGCUGUGUGUGCCUGCAAGCGCCACACCUGGGACAACUUUGGGCCGCCUGUACGCCUACCCUCAUGCCGACGACGACUGCCUGCUGGACUCCAUCAGGUACGAGCUGCUGGGGGACGACCAGAAUAUCGAUAUUAACACCACUUCCGGCUUGCUAUUCGUCAAAGACAGCUCCGCGGAGUCGAGAAAUGGUAAACUUGAGUUUCGGGCUAAAUGCUCGUCAGCCUCGGGAGAGGUCCGGGCCGCAAUCGACACACUGACUGUGAUGCGCCUCCUGACGUCACCACCGGAAGUUCGCGGGAAGCAGUGGGCAGAGGACGUUUGCUUUUCACACGUGAACGACGGCACGUUCAGGGUGGAGGAGAACGUAGAAGAUGUGGCACUAGGCCGCCUCAGUCCCUGUUGGCAGGACCCGCACAUCGCCCGCGUGUACGAGAUCGACUCACCCAAAAAGCGGUUCACCAUAGACCCGGUGACCACGGAACUUCGCGUCCUCCGUGCACUCGACCGCGAAUCUCUGCGAGUGCGAAUCACGGCCGGAGCCCCGGGCAACAUCACGGGUCAACAGCCGCUCCAGAUCAUGUGUACAGUCACCAUGGGCAACACCUCACUUCAGGUGACACGACGGCUGCGGGUAUCGGUGCUGGACGUGAAUGACAACCCACCCACCUACCAGGACGGCUCUCAGACGCGCACCGUCAACAUCGAGACGGCGGGGGCGGUGCUGGUGAACGGCACAAUAGUAGACGAGGACACAUUUCGCGCGCUGCGGGCACGCGUGCUCCACGAUCCCCAGGGACGCUGUCGCCCGAAGGCACUCUGCUACAACACGAGCCAUCUCGGCCACACAGCCUGCCUCCUGGGGGUAAACGUGAGUGGCGCUAUCUCGGCCGGGGAGAGCCAGUACCAGUGUGUGGUGGGGGUGGAGGACCCGGGAUUCAGGCCGCUGACAGGAUUUCCCUUCAAUGACACGGCAGUCAUGUUCAUUAACAUCCACCAGGGGUCCGCCCGCCCAAAAGUGAUGCAGCUUAGGAGCGCGGUCAUGCUGCAGUUCCCCCGGAACUCAACCAGGCUGGCCAGGGUACUUGAGGUUGGGGCGGACGUAAGUGGCGGUAGCGCCACAUGGCGUCUCCAGCACGACGUGUUCCGUGUGACGCCCAAGUAUGGGAUCGUCUACGUUAGAGACUCUUCCGUUCUGGCUACUUCAGACGAAAUGGUCAGAUUGCAGUUGACGCGAACUUCCGGUGAGGAAUUGACACUUGCCAUCCACCUAGUGGGAAAGGCCCGUACAGACAAUCACUGUGAGGAUGGAUGCUCAUUCCACAAGGACGCUUCUUCCUGUGCGCUCGGCUGUGGGGUCGGGCUGCGCGGCGGAACGUGUGAGAUGCGCGGUGCCGACAGUAAUGUCAUGACGGAGAAGUACGGCACGUGUACCUACAAUUCAAGUACGUGCCCAGACCGGAAGUGUGACGAGCUGGAGGAGAUGUUUCCGGCUCUGUGUCCACAGGACUGUAUAGCUGCAGGUUAUGUGUUAGGGGAGUAUCUACCCUUACGGCCCUUACAACCCGGGAUCGUGAAGGCCAAGGGCACGUGCUGGUGUGAUUGGGAAGAGAUAGACACGAGCACCACAUGCACAUGUCUACCUCGCUUGAAGCCAUUUGUGACAUCACUAUCCCCUGUUGACACCCCACCCGCUGAUCAUUCCACAAACGUCGAUGAUGUCACACAAUUACAUGACGUCACACAGAUUUCAAACCGCUCAACAGAUUAUUUCGUUGCGCAGGCCUCGCAGCAGGGGACGGUGGGCUGUGGCGGUGUGUGUGCCACCGGGAUUGGACUGGGCGCCGGCGCGUUCCUUCUCAUUUCAUUCUCCCUUUUCAUGAUAUGGUUCACCAAACGCCUCAACGACAAGCGCCAGGCUAGCAUGAAGCACGUGGGCAGCGUGACGUCACUUCCGGGACCACCGGUCACCGAGUACACAGAAGAGGAAGGGGUCAUCACGUACACAGUAGAGCAGUGGUCUCCCAAGCGCCAGAUAUACACGGCGCAAUCCCCGCCAUCGCAGCAGUUCAGCGAGGACGUGCGGUGGGAGAUAUCACGUGACAACCUCACCCUGGAACGGAACCUCGGGGAAGGAGAGUUCGGCCUCGUCGUCAUGGCAACACUGAACCCUAACUCAGGGGACGAAAACGGCGACAAGGUCGCAGUUAAGAUGCUGAAACACUGCUCUAGCCAGCUGGAGGAGGCGGAUCUGAGGUCAGAGUUCAACCUUCUUAAAGACGUCAGUCAUCCAAACGUCAUCAGGCUCAUAGGAGCCUGUACGUCCCCGGGUCCGUUCUACCUGGUUGUGGAGUUUUGUGAGCAUGGCUGCCUUCUCAGCUACCUCCGGCGAUCCCGGCUCCAGGAGAAUGGCUACAUCAACCAACAACACAUGUUCAAGUCUCCGGCGAGCCACGAACAGACGGACGCACAGUUGACGGGCGAUCUCCUGUUUACACGUGACCUCCUCUCAUUUGCGUGGCAGAUCGCGAAGGGCAUGACCUAUCUCAGCGAAAUCAAGCUUGUUCACCGGGACCUGGCGGCGCGGAACAUCCUGGUGGCUGGCAACCGCCACCUCAAGAUCUCGGACUUCGGGCUCACGCGAGACGUGUAUGAGGCGGACACCUACAUGAAGAAGAGCAAGGGUCGUAUCCCAGUGAAGUGGCUGGCUCCGGAGUCCCUGUACGCCCAGAUCUACACAACUAGGAGUGAUAUCUGGUCCUAUGGGAUCGUCCUAUGGGAGAUUGUGACGCUAGGUGCGCCUCCAUAUCCUGGCAUCCCCCCGGAGCGACUCUACAACCUCCUUAUGGGCGGCUACCGGAUGGACCGCCCGGAAAACUGCGCAGACGAAAUGUACGCUGUGAUGCAGAAAUGUUGGAAGAUAGACGCGACCGAUCGUCCGUCGUUCGCCUCACUCGCGAUCAUCUUCGACCGCAUUCUUCAGGAACAGACGGGUUACCUCGACUUGUCUCAAAUGGCGACGGCCGCCCCUGGUCUACAAACAAAAUCUACAAAAUUGAAACUGCAAGAAGCAGACCAGCAUUCAAGUUUUAAACACGCUCUUCAGAAAGGAGCAAUCCGAGCGGCGGAUGCUUGUCAAAAAGGAAUUAUUGAAGAUAAGCACGCGCCGACUGUAUGCAAUGACUUGUACUCGCCGGAUGCAUAUCUUUUGCCGUUGUCGCGGCGCGUGAGGCGGAGGGAGGACAAGGGCGACGGGGACAGAGAAACGUCCAACCAGAUGACGCCCCUGCUAGACAUCGCCGGCAGCCCCGAAUCUUUCCGGACAAAAACUCGCCAAAACAGUUAUAGUGUUCCCGAACCGGAAGCUGACACAGGCUUCCGCCGGAAGUCAGAUUCCUGUAUUUUACCAGGCAGAACAAGCCGCAGUAAACAGACAGUGUAUCCAUGUGAAGGUGUGACACUCCUUCCCGAUGUCACAUUUCAGCAGGAAACCACCACAUGCUGACGUCACAUUGCAUAAGGAACUCAUCACCUGUUGACGGUCCAGUGCACUUGAAAUAACUGCCUGCUGACAUCACUGUGCUCUCGGAAUCCAUUGCCUGCUGAUGUCGCAGUUCAGAAGGAAUCCACCACCUGCCGACGUCAAAGCGCACGAUGAAACACUAUCUGCUGACGUGACAGUUUACCAGAAUUAAACUGGGUGCUGACAUUACGGUGCUCCAGAAAGCCACCACCUGCUGUCGUCACAGUACACGAUGACACAUUGCCUGCUGACACCAUACUUCCACUUGAUGAUAUCACAUCUGUUAUUUUACUCUAAAGCUAGUUGUUUAUUCUUCUCUCCGUUGGUACAACUGGAAGAAUGCGGCUAUAAUGAAAUUGUAAUCAAACUUCUACGAAAUACCGGUGGUGACAUUUCAAAUUCAAUAUUUCAUUAUUUUAUUUUCACAAAUUCACGAUUUCAACAUCACGAAUGUAUGAUUUCACGAUUGUAACUUCACGAUUUCACGAGUUAAACUUCACUUUUUCACGAUUUCUCAUAUUUAAGAAUUCACGAAAUUGUGAAGACGUGACAUUGUUAAGUUAAAAUCGAGAAAUCUUUGGUAUAGUUGAAAUCAUUAACUUGUGAAGUUAAAAUCAUCAAUUUAUGAAGGAGAAAUCAUGAAAUAUUGAAUUUAGAUGGUCACAACCUUUCUUUCGUAAAUUUCGUUUUUGGUUGUGCUUAUACAUAUCUCUGGAAAGGAACUGCUCGUUUUCCCAGAUUAGUGAUACAAGGUUAUGGGUGUGUUUAGUACUGUUUACAAACUGUUAUAAGGACAGAGAUAUUUAUGACUUACUUUUUAGUAAAAAGAUGCCAUUCGAAGGUUGUGACACAAAUGAAUGAUACAUUUUUGAUCAACAAUCAGUUCGUCAAAUUAUCGGAGAAAGAAGUCACAUCACAAAAAUUGCACACUUGCAAAGCCAGGCCCAUAACCCAGGCGUUUAUAAGUUUUGCCUUUUGCUGACUGAAAAAAAUAACUGAAAUUUGUUAUUUUGAUUUUAUUACUGGCAUUUUGUCUCAAAUGCGUUGUUUUGUAAGGAUCAUAAUGAAAAAUGCACGAAAAUAUUUAAAAAUUGGAACGGUUGUCUGCCUUGUUUCAAUAAAACAGAGAAGUCAAGCUAUGAUACUGUUAAAGUAAGAUUUCAUUGGCAACAUCCAUUAGUCAAAAGGUACAUUCAGCUUUCGACAUAGUUGCAAUAUAUGAUAGAACUUAUCUCUUUUUCAAUUGCAUUUUUGAUAUUCAAGUCAGUGAUAAGGCAGACUUAUAUUUCGCGACUUACUCAUAUGUACUGACGAUGACAUUCCUGUAUUUUCUCCAGAAGGAAACUGGGUUGCCUUGGACAUGUAUUUUUAUUGUGAUCUAAUUAAGAGUGUUUUGCAAUAUUUAAGUUUUUUCCUGAUUUGUUAUUCCUUUUCUGACUUAUUCCAGUUUCGUGUUCUUUGAUUGAAACGUGUAAUUGUUAAAAUAAAUACUCAGAUCUGUCGGGUGAAUACAGUUGCAAUACGAUCAAUCGCAUGGGGCGUGGCUUUAUAGUAUAUAACUCCUUCAAUAACCUGUCACGUUUAUUACUUUUUCAAGCCUCCCUGUAAACCAUUUAUUUCCCUCCAAAAAUGUAACUUAAGUUUCUAUCACGAAUAAAUUGAUCGGCCGGUAUU